Messenger RNA from Verruconis gallopava, 1606 nucleotides. RefSeq lists its product as uncharacterized. The transcript is spliced from 2 exons. Bases 210 to 1223 code for a protein of 337 amino acids. Gene Ontology annotation, biological process: ergosterol biosynthetic process. Gene Ontology annotation, molecular function: C-4 methylsterol oxidase activity; iron ion binding. The record is from RefSeq and is a predicted model, not a curated record. NCBI's taxonomy places the organism in Eukaryota, Fungi, Ascomycota, Dothideomycetes, Venturiales, Sympoventuriaceae.
GUCGCCGCCCCCGUCAUGUCUGCCAGGCUUUUGCGACGUCUUGGAGUGUUGCUCGCAAUAAUUCAAAGAGAAACACCCCCAUCAGAAAAGCCCUUGUGCAACAUUGGUUUUGUAUUCUUUGUUCGUUUUUGACACGCCUUGUCUCGCCCCUUGGACUAGACCCAAGACGCCCUUUGUAGCAGUCGACGCAAACGCACAACGCGGUCGUCAUGGGCGCCGCCAUUUCGCUUCCCUUCAUCUCCUUCUUCGCCCUGCCCGCCCUCACCUCGUAUGGCACGUCGGUGAACCUGCUCUUCUUCACCCUGAACUGGUACAUCCUGCUACUGACCCAUCCACCGCUCUCCGUCGAAAUCAUAGGCAUCUCGGUUGUCCAGCUGCUUUGCUACAUCCUGCCGGCCUUGCUGUUCCUUCUAUUCGACACGGGCCUGCCCAGCAUCGCUACCGCCAUCAAGACUCAGGGUGACAUUGCCCUCGCCGGCCGCCUGGGCCGCAAGCGCGUCGCAAAGAUCGCCGCUUGGAGCGUCCUGAAUGUCGCCCUCGGCGUCGCUCUGCAGCUGGCCCUGGAGCUGCUGCUCACCAAGGUCCUGCGCAUGAGGACAGCGCUAAGUCUGAGCAAGAGAAUGCCCAUGCCGUGGACCAUCGCUCAGCAAGCCCUGAUCCUGGUCCUCGUGAGAGGCAUUCUGCAAUAUUACAUCCACCGCUUCGUGCUGCACAACCCCAACGUGUUCCUCAGCAAGUACCACGUCGCAUGGCAGCACGCCAUCCCCGCGCCAUUCUCUAUCUGCGCCUCGUACGACUCUCCUCCCUGCUAUCUCCUGCACCACUGGGUCCCCCUCUUUGUGCCCGCAAUCGCCAUGCGCGCGCACAUCUUGCCCGUCCUGUUCGCCCUUGCCAUCACCUCUCUCGAGACCCUAGUCACUUACUCUGGCUACUCUAUUCUACCAUCGGGCAUCUUGCUGCCGGGAAUGGCGAAGCGUGUAGACAAUCACUUCCUCGUGCAAGGGCAGGGCAAUUACGCCGCCUUUGGCGCGCUGGACUGGUGCCACGGCACGAGCGUAGGUCGAGACCUCGUCGAUGACAUGAAGGCAGAAUGGGAGAAGCACGAUGGAGAUGCAAAAAUUCAGAUGGCGGGUGAGAAAGCAGGCAACCUCGUCGAUGGCAUUGGCGACAAGGUGAGAGCGAGGGCCAACGCCGGGAGGAAGAAGGCAAGUGGCAGGUCGUGAUCAGGAUUGAAGUAGAAGCGGAAAAUGGAAUCGAAAAGCUCGGCGCCUUUUUUUAACAUCUUUUGGGAGGAAAUUGCCACAACUUUGGAGGAAUUAAUGCUGCGGACAAAAGGGAUAUGUUUAGACAGGCGUUCCGUGUCACCUUGUGCACGACAAAUUUAUUUUGGAGAGCGAUACCCAAGUUUAACAUGAUUUAUGGACGGCAUAAGAUCAUUAAACCGACGCUACUGUUCUGGAAAUCCAAUUUCUUCAGAUAAAUAUGAGGAACGCUAUUAUUCGUCGUCAAGGCAGAAUUUACUGUGCAAACGUGCACGCCAGUCAAGCCAAACCACACCAGAGACAGAAAAUAGCCUUAACACCACUAAUGCCAUGCUUAUAUCAAG